AUGGUAAUUUCGACCUUUCCUCAUCGGGAAGAUAGGGGGUGCUCCUCAAACGCCGCGCUCUGCGACGUUGCUGAAUACCUGGGUUUACUGCAUUAUGAGUGUAUUAGCGAUACGGAAAGGUCGCUAGAGAAGCUCGAAAGAGCUGUUCGUGCCACAAAGGUUCGAUACCACUGGGUAGACAAUACGACUCCACCUAACAAUACUCGAACAGAGGCAGCAGAUACAAAGAAGCCUGCUGUCCUCAUCUCGAGCGACGAGGAUUAUCUUGACAACCGAUCGGCACGGAUUCCGAUUGGCGAAGACGAAGACAACGAAGGCGUAUUCGGUCCUUCGCCCGCUCGUCCGCGGGCCUUUCGUCGACUUCUCAAACAGCGUCCUGGUUGUUCACGGUCGGGAGAGAUCAAUGAUGCCGCCGCAUCCGCAAUGAAACCCGAGCAAGACAUUAGCCUCGAAACUAGGUCAUCAUUGCCUCCAAGCCCGGAAGCUGCGCCCUAA
Messenger RNA from Pleurotus ostreatus (oyster mushroom), 495 nucleotides. RefSeq lists its product as uncharacterized. NCBI's taxonomy places the organism in Eukaryota, Fungi, Basidiomycota, Agaricomycetes, Agaricales, Pleurotaceae. The coding region runs from base 1 to 495 and encodes 164 amino acids. The record is from RefSeq and is a predicted model, not a curated record. The transcript has 4 exons.